Camelus dromedarius (Arabian camel) is the source of this 657-nucleotide messenger RNA. Its product is annotated as large ribosomal subunit protein uL23-like. Gene Ontology annotation, cellular component: cytosolic large ribosomal subunit; ribosome. The record is from RefSeq and is a predicted model, not a curated record. NCBI's taxonomy places the organism in Eukaryota, Metazoa, Chordata, Mammalia, Artiodactyla, Camelidae. Gene Ontology annotation, molecular function: structural constituent of ribosome. Gene Ontology annotation, biological process: ribosomal large subunit assembly; translation.
AUCACUCCAUGAAGUGAUAAUUUGGUACCAUUUAAUGCCAAGAAAUUUUUAUGACUCCCAUAUUGCUGCUUCGUACCCCAUUCCCUAAUUCUUCCUCCCCAACUAGAAUGAAACUUUUCUGCAGAAGGUCACUAUGACUUCCUUAUCACUAAAACCAAGAGCCCCUGGCUUUUCAUGAAGAUGAUGCUGAAAGCAAAGAAGGAAAUCCCUGCUCCUUACCCUCCCAAAGCUGAAGACAAAGCAAAGACUUUGAAGGCCAAGAAGGCAGUGAUGGAAGGCAUCACAGCCAUAAUAAAAGAGAAGGCCUGAAUGUCAUCCACCUUCCAACGGCCCAAAACACUGCAGCUCAUAAAGCAGCGCAAACAUCCUGGGAUGAACCCUCCCAGAAGAAACAAGCUCGACCACUAUGCCAGCAUCAAGGUCACCUCGACCACUGAGUCAGCCGUAAAGAAGAUAAAAGACAACAGCACACUUGUGUUCACUGUGGAUGUCAAGGUCAACAAGCACCAGAUCAAACAGGCUGUGAAGAAGCUCUGUGACGUUGACAUGGCCAAGGUCAGCACUCUUAUCAGGCCUGAUGGAGAGAAAAAGGUGUGUGUUCCACUGGCUCAUGAUCAUGAUGCCUUGAAUGUUGCCAACAAAAUUGGGAUCAUCUAA